GGCCGCUCUCAGGUUUCUCUCUGCUCGAACGUCGAGUAUUUCGUUGAAAUUGCUGUUAUUUAAUUUACGGAGAGAGAUAAAUCCUUUGCGUAUAUUUCCAAGCGUUUCUUCCGCUUCGAAAUUAAUUUUUCCUUGUCGCGAGUGACACUUCUAUUUAUUUAUCACGUAUAAUCGCGCGCGUAUGUGUGCGUGUGUAUUUACGCGUACAAUACAUCGUUAUCGCCGCCCCUGAUGCACCGACUUCUGACAGCGCUCAGUUCGCCUUGCUCCGCCGGUCCGGUCGUUCGUGGUGCGAGUCAGCGCACGUUCCUCGUUUCAUACUUUUCUUUCGCACAGCGCGGAGGUUCCGGGAAGGAGCUGGGCCGAAGGGGGUGGUUCCCGUCGACUCCGACCCGCUUAAAUGUGAUCGCGAGGGGAACAGUCUCGCCGUCUUCACCGUGUACUCGACGCGGGCACGAGCUGCUUCGACAUGGACGUGUCGGAUGGUAUAGACAAAUCAUGGGAUCAUCCCUGGACCACGGAAGAGAUGAGGAAGAAGAGGAGAGAGUGGAGCCUGGCAGGUGACGUCGGACUGCUCAAGCAUCUUCAGCAAUUCUCAGAGAAUCUGGUAUCCAAAGCCAACAAGACACAAGCCGCGCUGGACACACUAGCGACGCAGUUAAAGGAGACUGGGAUACUGGUGGACAACGUCACUAAUACGUCCCUAGCUCUGGCCAACACUCAAUUCAUUGAGAGUCGCGUGCAGGAGGAUGACAUAGAGCUCAAGGGGAACUUGGAAGAGAAGCAACGAGAAACAAAGCCCCAAGAUUCGACCCCCGAGAAUCUCAUAGCCAGCAUAAGUGAGAGCGUUAAGCAGGGCUUGAGCAUAAUGGACGAGAAGUACAAAGUGAUGGAUGUGGCUUGCAGCGACAGCGAAGAGGAAGACGAUGGCGGUGUGGUAUUUAGUGUUAUCGUGGGACCUAACGAUCCGUAUCAGGAUCGACCCUUGCCAUACGUCAUCGGCUCGGAUAAGUGGAUGGCAUCGGACAAGGUCGGCUUGGAGAGUAGCAGCAGCGAGUCCGAGCAGGCAGACGAGGAGGAGAGAGAAGAAUCGGAGAGCGACGAGAGAGAAGACGUAAAUGCGAGGAAGGUGCUCAAUGGCCGGCACAAUCCAGAGGCGAACGCAGCGAGGUUGUCGUCCUCGAGCGACUCGGAUUAUAACGAUCCGGACAGCAACGCCCCGUACAUGAGCAACAAGGCCGUCUCUCAGAACAACAUCAAUUCCGCCUCCGAAUCUGUCACGCCUAAUAAUCUGUCGAAGACAUCGAGCGAGGCGGCGCCCAAUUUCGCGGAGGAGUUGGCUAAACGAUUGGGCACCGUUCGCCAGUCGCAGAAGCCUGUCACUAUGAACGAGGCCGGUGAGUCGUCGAUCAAUCGAUUCAAAGACGACCUGUUUGCAUCGGAGAAGAAUGACGACGUGUUCAGUGACCGCUCUGACAAUUUGUUCGGCGACGAGAAGGGCCUCUUCGACGACCGGGUGUCCGCGAAUCUGUGGAAGGAUAGGCCGAUCAGAUCCUCCUACAAGAGUAGUAAUAUUAUACCGCCCAGUAUUGACGUGCCGCCACCGAUUAGUAUAGUUUCGACGAAACCAAAGUCAGAGAUAGAUGAUCUGUUUGCGGAUGACGAUUCGGAUAUCUUCUCGUCGAGGAAGCCCGUGAAGAGACGCGCGAGGGAACCGACCGCUAGCGACAGUGCUUAUCCUCCCGCGGGCACGGAGGACAUGCCAAAGAAAUUCCUGGACGUUAUAGCACCCGGUGUCACCACGAGUACGCCAGAGACCAAAGUCAACUCCCCGAGUCUGUUCAGUGACGACGAGAACGACGAUGCGGAUCUGUUUGGCAAUCCGAAGAAGCAGUCCCGCACACCCACGAGCGCACCGUCAUCCACGAACACCACCCGGGAGUCGAAUAAGAAGAAACCAGCCGGCACGGUGUCAAUAUUCGGCGAUGCGCUGGCGUCCGACAUCGAGAGGAAACUGUCGAGCCGGAUAAUGCAGCGACGGCGGGAGUCCUCCGAGUCGUCGGAUAGCGACGCGCCAGGGAAUUCCGAUAGCGCGAGGAGCAAUGCCGAGGCGGUGAGAGGCCUCCUCGACGAUAACAUCGCGGUUGACCACAGUUCGCGGAUCGCAUCGGCCGAGAAUCCCGUGCAGGAUAUAUCGGCAAUCGUCGAGAACAUCGAUAACAGCAGCGGGAUAUCGAUGCGACCGCCCAGUAUUGAUAACACGGCCGGAUCUGGCUUGUGGAACUUCCACCCAGAAAUGUCCUCGACGAGGCUCAAGUCCGAGGAGAUUUAUCGCGAACGUAUCGCCAGUGACAGUCUAUUCGCGGCGCGAACGCUCGAUCCCGCCAGCUCGGUAAACUCCAACAGCAAUCAGCAGCAGCAGCAACCACGACAGCAGGAACAGCAGAACGUCUCGUCAGCGUUUUUGCAAGACGACGUUUUCGAGAACGACGAUCUGUUCGGACCGCCGCCGUUGCCCUCGAAGGCGGACUCAAAGCGAACGGCGAAGUCCAAAGUCUCGUCGCUCUUCGACGACUCCGAUUCCGGCGACGAGCUCUUCUCCGCGGCCAGCUCUGGCUCCAGGUCGCAGAAGAGCACAGACUUCUUUGCUGCCACGUCGUCGAACGACAAAACGAAGCCGCCUGCAAAGGGCAGCGGUUUGUUCGACGACGACAUGGACAUAUUCGGCGGCAAAGAUGCCCCGGACGUCGAUAUAUUUGGUGCAGCCUUGAAGUCGAAAUCGACGGACGCGGCUUCGGAUGGCCUGUUCGGUGAGCGUGGCCCGGAUUCAAUAGCGCCGAAGACUCACAGCGUCGAUCAAUCGCAAAGCGUAAAGACAGAGAAAAAGAAGAUCAGCCUGUUUGAUGACGACGACGACGGCGAGGACGGCGAUUUAUUCGGCACGAAGCCAACGAAAUCGAAGAGCGAGCGUAAAAGCGACCUCUUCGAGGACGAGAACGAUCUGUUCUCGGGCAAGACGAGUAGCAAAGAACGCACUUCUGCGGAAAAAGACAAGGCAUUGACCGAACCAAAGACCGGCGUCUCUAAGAACGUCUCUAGUUUGGAAAGUGAGAAGAGAAGCAAGGACAAUUUAUUGGAGAACAAAUUAUUUUCCGAAACCACGAAAACUCGCGGUCUCUUGUUCGAGGACGACGAUUACGACGAUUUGUUCAGCAAGAAGGUGACAGUGAUGCACGAAGACGACCGAUCGAAGUCUAAAUCCAAGGAAGAAGUCGGGAAAGAUGUUCCUGAAGAGGCGCAAAAACCUUCUAAGGAAAGUAAGAACCCGACAGGAUUCUCGGAUGUAAGUCGUGUCGCCGCAGCGGCUUCGGAAUCGGACAUCGUCAGAGACGUAAGCGACGAGAGGCAUAAAGCGGACGUCGAGGAGGCAUCGGCCAGCGUCGACGAGAACGAUGGCGCGACGAAGAAGAAUUCGCCGCCGAGGACGCUAAACAUCCAGACGACCACUUCGCCGUCGAUCGAGGAGCAGAGCAAUCAGCAGCAAGUGCCGCGAAGAUCAGUAUCCGGUAAGAUAAAGAACCUGAUGGGCAAGAUGGGCGACUUGAAGAUCCUCUCGCCGAUGGACGCGCCGCCGUUGUGGCGGAAGAGCGAGGACAAGACGGACGAGGACGAGGACGCCGUGGACAGCGAUAGCGGCGGCCGCACUGGCCGCGUUUCGCCUCCGAGCGUGUCGGAAGGCAGCGCGCGGAAGGAGUCCUCUUAUUCGACAAUCUCCACCACCAGCAACGCCGAAGCGGCCAUAAGCUUCGACGAUCUGGCUCAAGUAGAGACAUUGUCCACUACUGCGUCCAAGAGUCGAGUGAGGAUUCAAGCGAAGCGCCGUCCUCAGAGUCGACACGCUCGGAAAUCCGCGCUCCGACACAGCGGCAUCGACUUCGACACUGUCGACAAUGCUCAAGACAAUUCUCAGGAGGAGAGCCACGCUAGUAUCUCUUCGUCCACCAAAGACUCCUUUACCGCCCCGGCCAGCGCCGCCAAUCGUUUGGCUAUCGGUGACACUCACCGCUCAACGAUCGAUCCUCCCUCGGUUGACGACAAGUCCGAGCUGGGUAGCAUCAGUAAGGAAAGCUCGAUGAGUGUCAAUAAGAAUACCUUACUGUCGCCGUCCACUGACGAAGAAGAUUUGUUCGAUGUACCACCAGACCUGCCGGAGGACCCGCAGAAGGAAGACACGCUGUUCGGCAGAGCGCCGAUACUUUCGCCGAUCGAUGGCGAGCGAUCGGACAAGCCGCCUAUUACUGCCGAACCUCUUAUAGACACCGUGAUCAGAAAGGUUGACAAUGAUGUUGACAAUGAUGUGAGCGCCUCAGACGACAGAGACAGCGAAUUGACGCGAUCAGACAUCGGCAUAAAAUCGGACGCGUCGAAGAGCGUCCAUGAAAAGAGGAACGAGAAGCGCGAGGAAGUAGAUGACGAACGGAGCGAAGCCAAGGAAGAGUCGAGCGCGGAGGAGCCGAGCGAUCCUCUACGCGACAGCAGCCAUGAUCCGCUGAAGGAUCCUAGUCAGUUGUUCGCAUUCGUCACGAAAACGCCGUCGCCAGAAAAGAGCAAGAGCCUGCUGUUCUCCGAGCCCGACGACAGCCUGUUCUCCAGCACUGUGAUAAAGAAGUCGAGCGAGCCGAAGAAGAUCUUGGACCUGUUCGCAGACGACGACAUCGGUGGCGAUUUAUUCUCCACGGUUCCGUCGAAGAAAACUGUGAGGAAACCGUUGCGCGACGCGAAGAUCGGAUUGUUCGGCGACGACAAUGGCGCACAGGACGACGAGGACGACAGUCUGUUUGGCAGCACGUCCAGCAAGACGAAGCUAGACAGUCAAAAGCCUCCGAGUCUCGCUCCCGUUGGGCGCAAGAAAAAUAACAUUUUCGACGACGACGACGACGAUGAUUCCAGCCUGUUUGUCGAGUCAUCCGGCCAAUCACAAAAGUCGGACAGCGCCUCGUUCUCCGAGUCCAAGCCCGAUCCCGCCGAUAAUCAAGCCAAGAGUUCGAACCUAAAGAGUAUCUUCGGCGACGCGCCAUGUGACGACGACGACGACCUAGAUCUGUUCGCCACGAAGAAAGUUGUUCCUAAGAAAAUCGCCGCGCCGUCGAAAUCCCUGUUCGCGGACGAUGACGACGACGACGGCGAUGACGGCCAUAUCUUCGGCAAACAGCCAACCGCGUCGAAAGACUCGAAGACGAAGACGGCAGCAAUGGCGAGUUCGAGACCGGCCGUGAAGAAACCGGUCACGAGGGACCUGAAGAAGACGGCCGAGAAGAUCGUCGAGGACCCACUGAGUCUUCUUCAGGACGACUAACUUCACUUCCUCGCGGUAAAUACCACUGAGAUUUUCUGCGCGCCCAGCCGCGAAAGUUUACGUGUGUCUGAAAAAGUGAAAGAGACGUUGAAGAUCAUGAAUGAAACACGAAAAGAUAAGAACAGAAAGAGCGUUCUGUUCUAAUAUUGCAUUAAUUUACUUGAGCCUGGAGCGUUCUGUAAAAUUAAUUUCAACAUAAAAUUGUGUUUAACGUAGUGUACGCGCCACGAUCGAUCAAAUUUAUAUACACAAUCAUACAUGCAAUAUAAUUCAAUUUAUUUAUUGCAUCGAAAAAUGUGACAGCUCAGUCGCCAAAGAUAAUGUUCAAGCUUUCGAUUAAUCUCUGAAAUUAAGAAUUAAAUCAAUUAAGAAUUCUGCGCUUAGAUUGUAGAUACAUGUAACACUAAUUAAUCUAUGUGUUCAAAUUACGUGAUACUUUAAUUUAAUUCUUUAUAUUUAUUCUGGACAACAAUCUUUUGUGGCUGAGCGCGCGCACAGGUAUACAUAUCUCUUAUUUUCUUGUUUACUUGUUAUUUUCUUAUUCGCUUUUCCUUCUUAUCCAUUUUGUUAUGUCAUACAUAAUCGCCCGCAUGUAUAAAAAGAAUGCUACGUCGAUAAGAGAAUGCGGGCAACGUGCAAUUCGCGUGCAACGGAGAGAAUCUUAUUCCUCGCUCUUGCCACUAUUUAUUGUACUCCAGUCAGAUCUGGAUUAUCUUUUUUACGUGUGCCACAUUAGGAGUCUAAUUCGUCUCAUCUUAUUCAUCGACGAAGUUGCAAUAAAUGUAGAAGUGCUCUACGCUUAGCAUUUAUUCGGGAUACAACGAGUUUACACGUUUACCAGCUAAGAUAAUAUGCGAAAGCCGUGCUCGGUGGUUCGCGCGUGCACAGUAGAUGUAUAUUUUCUGUACCGUCGUACCCCUCAUUCUCCACGUGUAAAUUCAUCACGCGCUUGUGAUUCACAUCGUGUAUAUAUAUUAUCUUGAUGAGUCACACAGUCAGUACAAUAAAACUUAUUCAACUGCUA
Ooceraea biroi (clonal raider ant) is the source of this 6380-nucleotide messenger RNA. It is a transcript of the gene nclb, whose product is annotated as PWP1 homolog no child left behind. NCBI's taxonomy places the organism in Eukaryota, Metazoa, Arthropoda, Insecta, Hymenoptera, Formicidae. The record is from RefSeq and is a predicted model, not a curated record.